UGUCUCGGUGUGUCCAGAAAGCUGCUAAUGCCCCUCCCUACCCACCAAGACCAGCCGGUCUUCCCCAGUACCUAAGAUACUUCCUCUUCCCCGUCCCUCCCAGAUGUAGGACUAACCUAGGCCCUGCCCACCUCCCACAGGUCCAGAGCAGUUUUUGCCCCAGGCAGAGCAGUGGGUAUGCAUCCCCUAGGGGCCUCAGGUGCACGUUUGGAACUACAGGGGAAGAGGGGAAGAGGGUAUGCCAGAAAGAAAAAAGAGGGAUUGGGAAAUCUCAGAAAUGAGGAUGGGGGAGGGUGCACGUGGCAAUUGAAGCCUAAGUGACUCAAGUCUUGACACUUGGGGUGGGGGGGCAGCCACAGCAGCCAUUUCCGUCUACUCCAGGCACAGCCAUUCUAUGAGAGGAAGCUGGGGUUUCUAGUUCCUGUUUUGCCUGGGGACAAGGAGGAGAGAAGAGGGGGCUAGCUGGAGCUCUGAAGUGUCAAUGUUUCCCUAAGGGGACAAAUGAGCUGGGUGGGUGGUUCCAAUACUCAUCCCCACAUCUUUGAUUAUUGUAAAACAGAAUUUAGUUAACUUUGUAGUGUGGUUAUUUGGUUCGGCCUCCUUCUGUGAGUUACUUGAGGGCCGAAGCACUGCUGUAUUUCUAGAGCCCUGCGUGGGUAGUUCCCGGUUCUCACUGGUUGAAUGAUCUGGGAAACACACCGCAGGGAAAUAUUUCAAACAGCACUCUGAAGGCCUGAUGGUGGGCUGACAGAGUUGGGCAUGGGCUGUUGGAAGCCGUAGCAGUUUAGGGGAAGGUGAUGGUGAAGAAGAGUCAAGAUGCUGCCUUACAACUUCCAGAAGCCGGAACCAGUCCAGUCAGUCUGUGGGCAGGCGGCCAUAUUUGUUUCUGGCAAGAGAAGAUAGUGGGAGAGGAGCUGAAGCCGCAAUACGCCGUGACUAGUGUUCGCAGGAUACAGUCACAGCCUCGGGAGUUGCAAAUCAAAGCUCUACUUUACUGCUCCUCUCGCUCGAGUGUAAAAUCAGUAGUUGGCUUGGCCUCUCCCUUUCUAGUGCCCCAAAACUGAGAAAGUCCAAAGCAAAAAGAGCACACGGAAGUGUGUGGGGGGGGGAGGAGGAUCUCCAGUCACGUGAUGGGGGAUCAGCGUGUGUCCGUCACAUGACGGAAGACUUGCUGCUACCUGGCUCGGAAUGCUCAGCUGCCCUUAAAGGUACAGAUCCUAAGGGCCCUCGGUUUUAAAGGGGGCGGGAGCAGAUUCCGCCCGGUGGGGCGUUGUAGGGCUGGAGGGUGCUAACCGGAGUUCCGGGCUCCACUGAUGGAUCGCCCGGCGCGAGUGCGGCAGACUGCUGGCAGACCGGCCAUGAGACGUUGACCCUUCCCACCUGCCGUAGACUCUGGUCCGCCCCGUCGGAGCCAAUUUUGAACAUUCACUGGUUCUGGACUCCUUGAGGGACCUGAACUGGAUGCUAUGGGAUGCUGUGCGGGCUCGCGGCCACACCUUUCGGAUUCUGAGGGGGAGGAGGUCGUCCCAGAGGCCCGAGCCGCUCUGUUGGAGCAUCGGGGUGCCCAGUGGAAGAACGUGGUGGGCUUCUGGAUCCUGGGCCUUUGCAACAACUUCUCUUAUGUGGUGAUGCUCAGUGCUGCCCAUGACAUCCUUAGACAAGAGAGGGCAUCUGGGAAUCAGAGCCAUGUGGACCCAGGUCCAACGCCUGUCCCUGGCAACAGCUCAUCUCGAUUUGACUGCAACUCUGUCUCCACAGCUGCGGUGCUGCUGGCAGACAUCCUCCCCACCCUCGUCAUCAAGUUGCUGGCUCCUCUGGGCCUUCAUCUACUGCCCUAUAGCCCUCGGGUUACCAUCAGCGCAGUGUGUUCUGCGGGAAGCUUCCUCCUGGUUGCCUUUUCACGCUCAGUGGGGACCAGCCUGUGUGGUGUGGUCCUGGCCAGCAUUUCAUCAGGUCUGGGGGAGGUCACCUUCCUCUCACUCACCGCCUCCUACCCCAGGGCUGUGAUCUCCUGGUGGUCCUCAGGCACUGGGGGAGCAGGGUUGCUGGGAGCGUUAUCCUACCUGGGCCUCACCCAGGCUGGCCUCUCCCCUCAGCAUACGCUGCUGUCCAUGCUGGGGAUCCCCAGCCUACUGCUGGCCAGCUAUUUCUUGUUGCUCACAUCUCCCGAGCCCCAGGACCCCGGUGGGGAAGAUGAGGCAGAGACCUCAGCCCGGCAGCCCCUCAUCAGCACAGAGGCUCCAGAGCUGAAGCCAGGUGCCAGCUGGAACCUCUCCCUCCAGGAAAGGUGGAUAGUGUUCAAGGGCCUGCUGUGCUACAUCGUCCCCUUGGUGCUGGUCUACUUCGCUGAGUACUUCAUCAACCAGGGGCUCUUUGAGCUCCUGUUCUUCCGGAACACAUCCCUGAGUCAUGCUCAGCAGUACCGCUGGUACCAGAUGCUAUACCAGGCCGGUGUCUUUGUCUCUCGCUCUUCUCUCCGCUGCUGUCGCAUCCGCUGCACCUGGGCCCUGGCCCUGCUGCAGGUAUUUGCCCAGCCCGUUGCUCCACGCCACCUUGGUUCCCAGCUUCCCCAUCCCGUGCUUCCUUCCCUCCACAGGAAGUGUUUAUUGUGCACACAUUUCUAAGCAUGGGAAUUAAAGGGUGACAAAAAGCAGCCCAGCAGGUCUCCACUGCAAAUCUGUUGUGUUUGCUCUGGUAGCUGUGUGACUCGGGGCAGGUCUCUGACCCUCUCUGAGCCUGUCACCUCACUUAUAAACCAGACAUGGGAGUGACAGAGCACUCACCUGGUGACAUGGAGCACUCAUACUGUGAAAAAGAGACCAAAACAAAGAUCAGGGGCUGGGGUGUAUCUCAUGGGAAGAGCACUCUCUGCCUGUGCUGGGCCCUGGGUUU
Molecule: messenger RNA, 2892 nt
Organism: Fukomys damarensis (Damara mole-rat)
Lineage: Eukaryota; Metazoa; Chordata; Mammalia; Rodentia; Bathyergidae
Gene: Cln3
Product: CLN3 lysosomal/endosomal transmembrane protein, battenin
Exons: 14
Coding region: 1467-2624 (385 amino acids)
Biological process (GO): lysosomal lumen acidification; lysosome organization
Cellular component (GO): lysosome; membrane
Source: RefSeq, a predicted model, not a curated record